Messenger RNA from Apodemus sylvaticus (European woodmouse), 1566 nucleotides. RefSeq names its product T-box transcription factor 22 (gene Tbx22). Gene Ontology annotation, cellular component: nucleus. The transcript has 8 exons. Gene Ontology annotation, molecular function: RNA polymerase II cis-regulatory region sequence-specific DNA binding; DNA-binding transcription factor activity, RNA polymerase II-specific. The record is from RefSeq and is a predicted model, not a curated record. Lineage: Eukaryota; Metazoa; Chordata; Mammalia; Rodentia; Muridae. Bases 10 to 1566 code for a protein of 518 amino acids. Gene Ontology annotation, biological process: positive regulation of DNA-templated transcription; cell fate specification; regulation of transcription by RNA polymerase II.
CCUCCAGGGAUGGCUCUGAGCUCUCGAGCGCACGCCUUCUCCGUGGAGGCCUUGAUGGGGAGACCCAGCAAAAGAAAAGCUCAAGACCCAAGAGAUGAGAUGCAGCCUGAACUGCAGGAGGAGCAGUUCCUAGAGGAAGGGGAGGAGAUACUGAGGAGCCCUUCUGGGGACAGUCAGCAGCCGGAAAAGCGACUCAAGGCAGAAUCUUCAAAAACUGUUUUCUCCUGCUCUGACCACGAGAGCAACAGCCAGGAAAGUCUGCAAGAAGAAAGUGUUAUCCAAGUGGAGCUUCAGGGAUCUGACCUAUGGAAGAGAUUCCACGACAUUGGCACUGAGAUGAUCAUUACCAAGGCGGGCAGACGUAUGUUUCCUUCUGUUCGGAUCAAGGUGAAAGGGAUGGACCUUGCGAAGCAGUACUAUGUGAUUUUGGAUGUGGUACCAGUGGAUUCCAAACGCUAUAGGUAUGUGUAUCACAGCUCACAGUGGAUGGUAGCUGGAAAUACUGACCAUUCCUGCAUCACUCCCAGAUUCUAUGUGCACCCCGACUCCCCUUGCUCAGGAGAACACUGGAUGCGUCAAAUCAUCUCUUUUGAUCGAGUGAAACUCACCAACAAUGAGAUGGAUGACAAGGGACAUAUCAUUCUGCAGUCCAUGCAUAAGUACAAACCCCGUGUUCACGUGAUGGAGCAGGACAGCAAGAUUGACCUGUCCCUGAUACAGUCCUUUCCUAUUGAAGGAGUUAAAACAUUCUCCUUUAAAGAAACUGAAUUCACUACUGUGACAGCUUACCAAAACCAGCAGAUUACCAAACUGAAAAUAGACAGGAAUCCCUUUGCCAAAGGAUUUAGAGACCCUGGGAGAAACAGGGGUGUCUUGGAUGGGUUUUUAGAGACUUACCCAUGGAGGCCUUCUUUUACUAUGGAUUUUAAAACUUUUGUUGCAGACACACAAAGUGGAAGUGGUGGCUCAUCUCCAGUGACCUCUAGUGGAGGAGCUCCCUCUCCUUUGAACUCUUUACUUUCUCCAUCUUGUUCUCCACCUAUGGUUUACAUACCUCCAAGCUCCUUCAGAAUAACCUAUCCAGAGGCAUACCUGCAUAGUGUCAACGUACCCUUGUGCUACAGAAUUUUUCCAACUAAUUAUUGGCGACCACAACCUUUUGUGUUACCUACUCCUGAGAGCCUACCAAGCUUCAACAGUCCUCAGUCUUUACCCCCACUCAUGAUGGAAGUACCCGUGGUAUCCUCCAGUGGCAUCAUCAAUCCAAACAGUGGCUUACAUGAAGACUGCAGUGUGCAGUGUCUACAAGCAUCUCAUUAUGCCAACCAAAUGUUAUAUGGAUUACAGAAUCCUGGAAACAUUUUCCAUCCAAACCCGAUUGCCCAAGAAGCAAUCAGUUGUCCCUUUCAUCUUCCCAAUGGUUGUUAUAGGUGCAACGUCUCCAUGCCACCUAGGCUGGAAAAUGUUGCCAAUCACCUCACUGAAAAUGGUACCAGUCAGAUUUCUUUUACUGAAGGCAGCUGUGAUCAUUCCCAUUGGUAUCCAGCCAUCAACCAUUACCUUUAA